Molecule: messenger RNA, 1398 nt
Organism: Elephantulus edwardii (Cape elephant shrew)
Lineage: Eukaryota; Metazoa; Chordata; Mammalia; Macroscelidea; Macroscelididae
Gene: STEAP3
Product: STEAP family member 3, metalloreductase
Biological process (GO): copper ion import
Cellular component (GO): endosome; plasma membrane
Molecular function (GO): cupric reductase (NADH) activity; ferric-chelate reductase (NADPH) activity
Source: RefSeq, a predicted model, not a curated record
AUGUCAGGAGAGAUGGAGAAGCCGUUGAUCAGCCACCACAGAAAUGGUGACAGCAGCCUUGCUGUGGUUUGUCCUGAAGCCCUGGACAUCCUGGGCAGCAAAGUCUUUGCCCUCUCACUGGCUACAAGUCUGGUGGCCUCUGGGUUCAGCAUUGUGGUGGGGACGAACCCCAAACGUUCCUCCAGGCUAUUCCCUUCCACAGUCCGUGUGACUUUCCAGGCAGAAGCAGUGAGCCCUGCCAAUGUCAUCUUUAUGACUAUGAUUGAGGCUCUCAGCAACCAGAUGUCCAUCAUGAUACUGGUAGACAUAAGCAACCCCACAGAACAGGAGCACCAUGAGCACCACCAGUCCAAUGUUGAGUACCUGGCUUCCCAUUUCCCUACCUGCUUGGUGGUCAAGGCCUUCAGUGUCAUCUCUGUCUGGAUGCUGCAGGCUGACCCAAGGGAUGGAAACAGACAGGUGCCCAUCUAUAGCGAUCAGCUGGAAGCCAAGUGCACAGUCUCUGAGCUAGUGUAUGCCUUGGGUUUCACGCCAGUUGACAUGGGGUCCCUGGUGUUGGCAAGGGAGGUGGAGGCCAUUCCCCUGCCUGACUGGAAGGUCUCCACCCUCCUGGCACUCAGGCUGUUUGUCUGCUUCUAUGUCUGCAACUUUGUGUGGAAUGUGCUGGAGUGCUAUAUGAAAAAGUACAAUAACAAGUUCUGCUACAUCCCAGUGUCUGUGGUCAACACAAUACUGCCCUGUGUGGCCUAUGUACUGCUCUCGCUGGUCUAGCUGGCCAGAGUGCUCACGGCUGUCCUACAGCUAUGGUGUGGCACCAAGGACCUGUGUUUCCCAGACUGGCUGCUGUGCCCUAAGCAGAUUGGACUUCUAAACUUCUGUGUAGCCCUACAUGCACUCUACAGCUUCUGCCUGCCUCUGUGCUGCUCCCACCAGUACCAUCUCACCAACCAGGCCAUCAAGCAGAUCUUGGCCAAUAAUAGUCAAUUCUGGAUCGAGGAGGAAGUCUGGCAGAUGGAAAUCUACCUCUUUCUGGGAAUUCUGGCCCUUGACACACAGUGCCUGCUGGCCAUUGUUUCCAUCGCAAAUUCACUCAACUGGAAGGAGUUCAGUUUCUUUCAGUCUAACCUGGGCUUCAUGGCCCGGGUGCUAAGCACCUUACACACACUCAUCUAUGGCUGGAACUGUGCUUUCAAGGAGAGCCACUGCAAGUUCUACCUGCCUCCCAUCUUCAUGCUCACACUGCUGGCCUGUGUGGUCUUCCUGGCCAGAGGCCUGCUACUCCUGCCCUGCUUCAGCUGCAGACUCAUCAGGAUCCGGAGGGGCUAGAAGAAGCCAGGUGCAACCGAGCUCUUUCUACCUGCUGGCCCCACAUUUGAGCAGAAGAGAAGCCAUGUGUGA